CGGAUGUGUGCCACAGACCGGCAGAUUAAACCCGACUCUCCUCAGGUCCAUAUCCCCGACAGUCUCUGAACGGAAGAACCGUGCUUCAGAUUUAGGCAGCCUUCGUCUCUUUUAAGCCUUUCCAUCGACCGGAUUUAAGCGUCUCAGUUCUAGUUUCUGCUGUGCUGUUUGUAAGGCCCAAAGGAAUGCCCAGAGAGCUCACCCAGAACAGGAUCCAAAAGAUCUGGGUUCCCACAAAGGAUGACAGACGGAGAGCAGUUGGUGCUCCCCACUUUGCCAACCCACCCACGGUCAUCGUCAUGGUGGGUCUGCCGGCUCGGGGCAAGACGUACAUGUCCAAGAAACUCACCCGCUACCUCAACUGGAUAGGCAUGCCCACCAAAGUCUUCAAUGUAGGAGAGUACCGCAGAGAAGCAGUCAAGAACUACAGCUCUUAUGAUUUCUUCAAGCCUGACAAUGAGUGUGCUGUGAAAAUCAGGCAGCAGUGUGCCUUAGCAGCCUUGAGAGAUGUCAAGUCCUAUUUGAAGGAUGAGGGCGGCCAAAUAGCAGUCUUUGAUGCCACCAACACAACAAGAGAAAGGCGAGACAUGAUCCUCAAGUUUGGGGAGGAGAACGAUUUUAAGAUCUUCUUCAUUGAGUCCUUGUGCGAUGAUCCCAAUGUCAUUGCUUCGAACAUCAUGGAAGUGAAGGUGUCCUGCCCGGACUACCGGGACUGCAACCAGACUGAUGCCAUGCUGGAUUUCCAGAAGAGGAUUGAAUGUUACAAAAAGAGCUACCAGCCUCUGGACCCUGAUCAGUAUGACAGGGAUCUCUCCUUCAUCAAGGUAAUUGAUGUGGGUCGCCGUUUUCUCGUCAACCGCAUCCAGGAUCACAUUCAGAGUAAGAUUGUCUACUACUUGAUGAACAUUCACGUCCAGCCCCGAACCAUCUACCUGUGUCGGCACGGAGAGAGCACAGACAACCUGGAGGGCAGGCUGGGCGGUGACGCUGGCCUCUCGGCACAUGGCAAGCAGUUUUCAUCUGCCCUGGCUCGAUUUGUGGAAGAGCAGCAGCUGAAGGAUCUAAAGGUCUGGACGAGCCAGCUGUGUCGCAGCAUCCAGACUGCUGAGCAUCUGGGAGUCCCGUAUGAGCAGUGGAAGGCUCUUAAUGAGAUUGAUGCAGGCAUCUGUGAGGACAUGACCUACGAUGAAGUGAAGGAGAAAUUCCCUGAGGAGUGUGCUCUGAGAGAUGAAGAUAAAUAUUAUUACCGCUACCCUGCUGGAGAGUCCUACCAGGACCUUGUGCAGCGGGUGGAGCCGGUCAUCAUGGAGCUGGAGAGGCAGGAGAACGUGUUGGUUAUUUGCCACCAGGCCGUCAUGCGCUGCUUGCUGGCCUACUUCCUGGAUAAGAGUGCAGAUGAGAUGCCCUACUUGAAGUGUCCCCUCCACACGGUGCUCAAGCUCACCCCAGUUGCUUAUGGGUGCAAAGUGGAGUCAAUCUCCCUGAAUGUGGAGGCAGUAAACACCCACAGAGAACGACCAGAGGAGGUUAAGAGGGGUCCUGGCACCUUGAUCAGGAGAAACAGUGUGACUCCUCUUACCAGCCCAGAGUCAAACAUUAAGAAACCUCGCAUUGAUGACCUGGAUGAGGCUCCCCUCCAGGAAUUGCACCUCUGCAGCCCAUCACACAUCCCCCUCUCUCUGUCUGGACAGCACUGGCUGGGCAAAGUUUGCCUAUGCACCGUCCUCCACUAUCUAAAGGUGGCUUUGCUCUUAGUCUUUCAAAGAACCUGAGCUCACCCGCUCGCCUUGACAUCCUGCAGCCCUGCCAGUGAGACGGUAUCAAUGUGUUGGAUGGAUCGCUCGGUGCAGCCAACAUCAAAGUCUCCUUCACAACCGACACAGUGAAAUAUCAACUUUUUUUUUUUUUUUUUUUUUUUUUUUUUUCAAAGUGAGGCCACAGUUUGCUGCACGUCUCUGUUCAAAACACAAUCGUUCUAUUUUCCUGAUGUCACAUCACAGUUACUUUUUCCUGUGAUUGACUCGGUCUGUGUUUUUGGAGAAUAUUUUAGACCUGCUGCAGCUCUUAUGGAAACCAGUUUCUCAUGGUUUGAUUUUGGAGAGACCAAAGACUGUUCUACCCAGAUGAAACAUUUUAUUUUAUUUAUUUUAUUUUUUUUGUUGUUUACAUUGUCAACUUUGUAGUAGUUGUACACUGGUGUUUUUCAUGUACUCAUUUUUGUUAAAUGUUUAAUUGACUUGUAUGCUGACACUACAAAAUGAGCAAUAUUUUGCACAGCGGUGAACCAUUUUGCUUCUGUUUGUCAGUAUUUAUUUUUUUCUUUUUGUGUCAAUGAUAAUGAUGGAGGUGAUUUUUGCCGUAGAGUGCCUGUAGUGCUUGUCUUGCAAGCCUAAUGCUGCUUCUCUAUCACCCCCACCCCCCUCCAGACUUGAUUCCUUGAGGCACCACAUUUCACCUAAUAACUCUACAUGUCAUCUCAAUAUUUUAUUUUAUUUAUAGUUUAGUUUCAGUGCCACAGUGCAUGCUGAUCAUUAGAGUUGUCUCUACUGAUGGGAAAUGUGGAAGUUUAUUUUCCUUUUGCUCAUUGUCUGCAACGCACAAAGUUAAGCACCUAUAAUUCUUUUCUUUUUUUUUUUUUUUUAAAGAAAAAAGUGUGCUGUUAAUAAUAUCUGUAAAUUUUAGUGUACAUAUGGUACUUGCAUAUAUACAUCUUAACAGCAUUGGAUGGGUGAUGACUUGGAACUGUUGUGGGAGACUUUUGAUGAAACUGUGUAACUUUUUGUAAUACUGUGUGACUGAAAGGAAAGCAUGAUGCCUGCAGAGAUAAAUGAAAACUGUUUUUGUUUUUUGUAAAA
Molecule: messenger RNA, 2855 nt
Organism: Archocentrus centrarchus (flier cichlid)
Lineage: Eukaryota; Metazoa; Chordata; Actinopteri; Cichliformes; Cichlidae
Gene: pfkfb3
Product: 6-phosphofructo-2-kinase/fructose-2,6-biphosphatase 3
Exons: 16
Coding region: 186-1772 (528 amino acids)
Biological process (GO): fructose metabolic process; fructose 2,6-bisphosphate metabolic process
Cellular component (GO): cytosol
Molecular function (GO): fructose-2,6-bisphosphate 2-phosphatase activity; 6-phosphofructo-2-kinase activity; ATP binding
Source: RefSeq, a predicted model, not a curated record